ACCACAGAUAACUGGCCUGCCCAGCACGGCAGGGGUCAAUUUGGUCCACUUGCCCGGUGACAAGGAGAUGGAGAAAAAAAAGUGGGCUGUAACUUAAAGAUCUUAAGACUCACAAGAGAGGGGCUGGUCUGGAGGUGGGAGGAGGGAGGAGCAAGGGGAUUGUGGGGGGGGAACUGAGGAAGUGUCCUGGCUGGGACAGAAGCAGGGCAGGAGAGGGUGGACAAGUGACUGCAGGGCAGAGGUAUCCUCCAGGCUCUGGCGGGUCCAGAGACGACUCCCACUGAGUGCUGGGAAGGGCUCCGGCCCCUUCAGCCCUCUUGCCCCCCCGAGGCUCCAGCCAGAAGUUUAAGGUGCUUGCAGAGCUGGUGACAGCCACAGAGCUGGUGCCCCGGGGACCCCCUGCCCGUCUUCUCUCCCCAGCAUGGAGGAAGGUGGUGAUUUCUACAACUACUAUGGGACCGACAACCAGUCUGAGUGUGAGUACACGGACUGGAAAUCCUCAGGGGACCUCAUCCCGGCCAUCUACAUGCUGGUCUUCCUCCUGGGCACCACGGGCAAUGGUCUGGUGCUCUGGACCGUGUUCCGAACCAGCCGGGAGAAGAGGCGCUCAGCUGACAUCUUCAUCGCCAGCCUGGCGGUGGCUGACCUGACCUUUGUGGUGACGCUGCCCCUGUGGGCCACCUACACGUACCGGGGGUACGACUGGCCUUUCGGGACCUUCUCCUGCAAGCUCAGCAGUUAUCUCGUCUUCGUCAACAUGUAUGCCAGCGUCUUCUGCCUCACCGGCCUCAGCUUCGACCGCUACCUGGCCAUCGUGAGGCCAGUGGCCAACGCCCGGCUGAGGCUGCGGGUCAGCGGGGCCGUGGCCACGGCGGUCCUGUGGGUGCUGGCCGCCCUCCUGGCCAUGCCCGUCAUGGUGUUCCGCUCCACGGGGGAGCUGGAUAACAACACCAAGGUGCAGUGCUACAUGGACUACUCCGUGGUGGCGACCUCGAGCUCCGAGUGGGCCUGGGAGGUGGGCCUGGGGGUCUCGUCCACCGCCGUGGGCUUCGUGGUGCCCUUCGCCGUCAUGCUCACCUGCUACUUCUUCAUCGCCCAGACCAUCGCCGGCCACUUCCGCAAGGAGCGCAUCGAGGGGCUGCGGAAACGCCGCCGUCUGCUGAGCAUCAUCGUGGUGCUGGUGGUGACCUUCGCCUUGUGCUGGACGCCCUACCACCUGGUCAAGACACUCUACAUGCUGGGCAGCCUGCUGCACUGGCCCUGCGACUUCGACAUCUUCCUCAUGAAUGUCUUCCCCUACUGCACCUGCGUCAGCUACGUCAACAGCUGCCUUAACCCCUUCCUCUAUGCUUUCUUCGACCCCCGCUUCCGCCAAGCCUGCACCUCCAUGCUCUGCUGCGGCCAGGCCCAGUGCGGGGCCACCCCCCACAGCAGCAGCGGGGAGAAGUCGGCCAGCUACUCCUCGGGCCACAGCCAGGGGCCCAGCCCCAACAUGGGCAAGGGUGGGGAGCAGAUGCAUGAGAAAUCCAUUCCCUACAGCCAGGAGACCCUCGUGGUUGACUAGGGCUGGGAGCGGAGAGAAGCCUGGCGCCCUCGGCUCCCCGCAGCCUCUGCCUUUGCUUUCAGAAAAUCAGAGCCAUUGUUUCUGCCCAGGGCUGUCCUCAGAGCAGCCCAUCAAGGCUAGAGGAGAUUCUAGAAGGGAGGAGGGUGUCCCUCCGAGGCCCCCCUGGGUGACUUGCACAGACUUCCUGCCCAGAACUGUCCGUGGUCUGGUACAGAAGGAGGAGGAGGUUGCUUGCCUGUUGUGACACUCCCUCAACCCCUCAGCCCCUUCUCCAGAAUGUCUGCGCUAUCUUCUGACCCUGUAGUCGCUGCGAUUCAUCAAAUAAAACUGUUUUGUGUAACUGUCGUGUCCAA
Messenger RNA from Carlito syrichta (Philippine tarsier), 1917 nucleotides. It is a transcript of the gene APLNR, whose product is annotated as apelin receptor. The transcript has 2 exons. Lineage: Eukaryota; Metazoa; Chordata; Mammalia; Primates; Tarsiidae. Gene Ontology annotation, biological process: immune response; G protein-coupled receptor signaling pathway. Gene Ontology annotation, cellular component: membrane. The coding region runs from base 422 to 1564 and encodes 380 amino acids. The record is from RefSeq and is a predicted model, not a curated record. Gene Ontology annotation, molecular function: G protein-coupled receptor activity.